This is a messenger RNA of Erigeron canadensis, 1848 nucleotides long. RefSeq lists its product as uncharacterized. The coding region runs from base 38 to 1399 and encodes 453 amino acids. The transcript is spliced from 3 exons. NCBI's taxonomy places the organism in Eukaryota, Viridiplantae, Streptophyta, Magnoliopsida, Asterales, Asteraceae. The record is from RefSeq and is a predicted model, not a curated record.
UCUAUCCCCUUUCAACUCAUUACUAUUAAAAAAAACAAUGGAAAGAAAACCCCAAAGCUUUUUCUCCGCACUAAAAGAAGAAGUCAUACGAGGUCUAUCUCCGGUGAGGUCAAGGUCAAAGUCACCGGGAAGAAGCCAAUCUCCGAUGUCGGCGCUACUCCGGCGGCGACCAAAACAGCUAACUACCGGUGACCAAAGAUCAGGUAGCUUGACAGGAGAAACUUUAGCACCAUUAUACGAAGGCCCAGAUCAAGAUGGACUGUCGGAACUCGGUGAGUCGAAACGGGUCGGGUCGGGUAUUGGAAACUGGAUGAAAGGACAGCUGUCUAGGACACCAUCAAUGACAUCAACUAUGGCUUAUAAACAUAGGUCGGAUUUAAGGUUGUUACUUGGUGUUAUGGGCGCACCUUUAGCACCAGUGCAUGUUAGCAGUGCUGAUCCUUUGCCACAUCUUUGUAUCAAGGAUACACCUAUUGAAACAUCGUCUGCUCAAUACAUACUGCAACAAUACACAGCCGCAUCUGGUGGGCAAAAGCUUCAGAACUCGAUUAAGAAUGCAUACGCAAUGGGGAAAGUGAAGAUGGUAGCUUCUGAAUUUGAAACUGCAUCUAGAGUGGUGAAGAAUAAGUAUGCUGCUAGAGCUGCUGACACAGGUGGGUUUGUUUUAUGGCAAAUGAAUCCCGAUAUGUGGUAUGUCGAGCUCGCUGUUGGUGGUAGCAAGGUUCACGCGGGCUGCAAUGGGAAUCUGGUUUGGAGACACACGCCUUGGCUCGGUGCACAUACUGCUAAGGGCCCUGUUCGCCCAUUGCGUCGUGCACUUCAGGGUCUUGAUCCUAGAACUACUGCAAUGAUGUUUGCAGAUGCGAAAUGUGUAGGCGAGAAGAAAAUCAAUGGUGAAGAUUGCUUUAUACUAAAACUAUGUGCAGAUCCACAAACAUUGAAGGCUAGAAGUGAAGGACCAGCUGAAAUCAUUCGACACGUUCUGUUUGGCUAUUUUAGCCAGAAAACAGGACUUAUAAUUCACAUGGAAGAUUCCCAUCUCACCCGGAUUCAAACUAAUGGUGGUGAUGCUGUUUACUGGGAGACAACAAUCAAUUCAAGUAUGGAUGAUUAUAGGCCCAUUGAAGGCAUAAUGAUUGCCCAUUCGGGUCAUUCAGUGGUGACCCUUUUCAGGUUUGGUGAAAUGGCAAUGAGUCAUACCAAGACUAGAAUGGAAGAAGCAUGGUCCAUUGAAGAAGUUGCUUUCAACGUUCCGGGCUUGUCAAUGGACUGUUUUAUCCCUCCGGCCGAUUUAAAAUCAAAAUCUUUCUGUGAAACCUCUGAACUUCCAGAGGACGAAAGAGUAAAAACAUCCGCCAUGGGUGCUAGUCAUCGAGCAAAGGUUGCAGCUUUGGUUUAGAUAACGGCUGCUAAUGUUCAUAUAGGGUCAAAGGUUAGCUUCUGAUCGACUAACACCUUAGAAGUUACAGAUUAGAAAGUUAGAGUUAUUUAUUUCACAACUUGGGUAUCGCCGAGCAUAGUUGGUCACCAGUCCCAGCCUUGGGGGCUUGGAAGCUCGGUUUUUUCUCUCUACUAGAUCAAAUGGAGGUUUAAUUUUAGUUCACCUUCCAUACGAUGGCGGAUGGUAUACAACGCUCAGGGCAUUCUAAAGAAUCGGAUUCUUGUUUGUUCUUAGUAUUAUGCUUACCUUGGUUAAGUUUGUUUAGGAUUUUUAUAUGGUCGUUUUUUGUUUUAAAUUGUUAGAAGUUCAAAGGUGGUUCUUCUAACCUAUUGUUUUAUGCAUCUACUAGUAACCAAAAUGUUACUAAUGUAGAUAUUUACGAUAUAAAAAGUUUGAAUUCAAAAGAA